UAGCGGUAGAAGUAGAAGUAUUCAUUCAAAGGUAUGAAGAAACUAAUAAAAGAAAAAAUCAAACAAAAGAUUCUUUACUUCUCGUAAAAGAAAGAAACAAGACCAAAAAGCCUUUCGCCAACUUUUAUUACAAAACCUCCCAUCCCCACCUUCACUUUCUUCGUAUACGACCAAUAUGGAAGACUUCAGAUCCAGAUCGUACGGUGACGGAAGAACGUCAGACCGGAGAUACGACGGUCCAGAUUCACUCGGUGGUAAUGGUAUGCAAGAUCUCAGGUCUUACAGCACUUCCUACACCGAUCACCCGACCCGAAUACCCGAAGAUAACCCGAAUCAGAAGAAAGGAAAAUCUUCAUCUUCUUCAUGGGGAUUCGUGGAUCCAGAUAUAAAGAGGAAGAAGAGAGUUGUGAGUUACAGAGCUUAUACAGUUGAAGGUAAGCUUAAAGGCUCUUUCAGAAAAAGCUUCAAGUGGGUUAAAGAUAAAUGCAGCAAGUUGCUCAACUAAGCAAAUCUGCUUAAGAUAAUCAAACUUUUUUGUGGGUUUAAUGCGUUUAAGUAAGCUCGACGGUUUCGAUUUAGUUUAUACUUCUUUUUUAUCAUUAUUUGUCUGUGUGUGGGUGUGAUCGAGUCUCUUAAUUUAUUAUUGUGAUUGUGUAGCAAAAGAAAAUUAAUAAAAAUAAUAUAGAUAUGCUAUUA
Raphanus sativus (radish) is the source of this 696-nucleotide messenger RNA. RefSeq lists its product as uncharacterized. Lineage: Eukaryota; Viridiplantae; Streptophyta; Magnoliopsida; Brassicales; Brassicaceae. The transcript has a single exon. Bases 176 to 505 code for a protein of 109 amino acids. The record is from RefSeq and is a predicted model, not a curated record.